Messenger RNA from Mollisia scopiformis, 1158 nucleotides. RefSeq names its product oxidoreductase. Gene Ontology annotation, molecular function: oxidoreductase activity, acting on NAD(P)H. The transcript is spliced from 2 exons. Bases 103 to 1158 code for a protein of 351 amino acids. The record is from RefSeq and is a predicted model, not a curated record. NCBI's taxonomy places the organism in Eukaryota, Fungi, Ascomycota, Leotiomycetes, Helotiales, Mollisiaceae.
CGAGUCAAGAAGUCUUCAUUCCUACCAUAGACGAACGAACAACAGCCGCACAGCCCAAAAGAUUAUCUGAAAAGUUCAGCUUUCAAACCCCCACAACCAAAAAUGCCCCCUCAAAACCGCGCCGCCUGGCUCAUGAACAAACAAGACCCCGUCUUCAUCGUGAAAGAGGCCCCCUACACCGCACCUGAACCCAACGAAAUCGUAAUCAAAACCGCAGCGGUAGCAAUCAACCCCGCCGACAUCAUCUGCCAAAAACUCGGCAUCAUCAUCCCCCACUACCCCGCUAUCCUCGGCUGCGACGCCGCAGGCACAAUCAUCGCCCUCGGCUCCUCCAUCCCCCCUUCUUUCAAAAUCGGCGACCGCGUCCUCGGCAACGCCCGUCCCGAUAAACCUCUCCUCCCGUCCGGCAUAUAUAAAUACUCCGCCUUCCAGCAAUACGUCGUCUUGAAACUCCCUCUCAUAGCCAAGAUCCCGGAGUCCGCGACCUUCGAAGACGCCGUCGUGCUGCCAUUAGGCUUGCUCGCUUCCUCGGCAUGUCUGUUUCACUCCAGCACCCUGGGGCUCGCGAUGCCGCCUCGUGAGCAAGAGAGCGGGAGCGGGAGCGGGAGGGGAGAGGUGCUGCUCGUUUGGGGCGCGAGUAGUAGUGUAGGCUGUUGUGGGGUUCAACUCGCUAUCGCGGCCGGGUACGAAGUAUUCGGCGUAGCGAGCGCCCGGAAUCAUCAGAUGGUUCGGUCCGUUGGCGCGAGUAAAGUUUUCGACCAAGCAGACAAAGAUCUGGUGGAGCAGGUAGUGGAUGCGUUAAAGGGAAAACAGUGUGUAGGGGCUUUCGAUGCGAUUUCGAAGCCGGAGACGCUGGGUCCGUUAUGUGAUAUCUUGGAUGGAGCGGGGGGGAGGAAAUUGGUUGCUGCGAUUGCGCCGGGGGCGGAGGGGCAUGCGAAGAAGGGGGUUACUAUUAGGACGAAUUUUGGGGCGAGGGAUUUUGAGGAGACGGUUGGGCCGAAGAUCUUUGGGGGGUUUUUGGAAAGGGCUUUGGAGGAGGGGUCGUUUCGGUAUUUGCCGGUUGCGGAGGUGGUGGGGCGUGGGUUGGAGGAUAUUCAGAAAGCUUGUGAUAUAUUGGCUCAGGGUGUGAGUGCUAAGAAGGUGGUUGUGUCUUUGUAG